CUUGAGGAAAAUGUGUUGAUAUUUACUGUAUGUGGUGUAAACUUCACCAUCACGUCUGAAUUCAUCAACUCACGAAGACAGGGUAAACAAAAACGCAGAUGAAUAAAUUGCUCAAGACGUUGUUUGACGCUCUUGUUGAAGUGUGACUUUUAUUUUGUCAGCGGAUGAUGUUGUGAUCACACCCGACAGACUGCCGUAUGAUCGAUACUGCUCCGAUAUCGGUCAAUAUUCUGACACAAGGUAUGGCUGUGUGAGUGAUGGAGAAGGUUUGGGACAGUCUGGACUGUCAGACAGCUGCAGCAUAACCCCAGAAUCAUCAGACCGCUCCUCAUGGCCUCAUUAGAGGACACAGCUGAGGUGAAGGAGGGCUUCCUGUGCCCGCUCUGUUUGAAAGAUCUCCAGUCAUUCUACCAGCUGCAGGACCACUAUGAGGAGGAGCAUUCCGGAGACAACAGACAUGUUACUGGACAGCUCAAAAGUCUUGUUCAGAAGGCGAAGAGAGCCAAAGACAAGCUGUUGAAGUGGGAUGGAGAUGAGCGGACUGAGAGCAGCUACGAGUCCUUUUAUUAUGGAGGAGUUGACCCGUACAUGUGGGAGCCACAGGAGCUUGUGUAUUGUGUUCAAUCAGGAGCCACCCGCAGUCACUUAGACUCUUUUAAGAAGCACAGAGCUGCCCGAAUCGACCAUUAUGUCAUUGAACUCAACAAAUGCAUCAUACGACUGGAAAAGCUGACCUGCUUUGACAGAACCAGCAUGGAUGCGGCGCAGAUAAGAUCACUUGAGAAAUCUGUGGUGUCAUGGGUCAGUGAUCACGAUGUGCCAUUUUGUCCUGAUUGUGGAGGGAAAUUCAACAUCCGUAACCGCCGCCAUCAUUGCCGUCUCUGUGGGUCCAUCAUGUGUAGGAAGUGCACAGAGUUUGUGCCGCUGCCUCUGGCAUAUAAAUUAACCAGUGGAACGAAGGAGGCUCUGUGUGCUCCGGCCAGUCCGGGUCAGAGCGGUUCUCCUGGAGCACAGGUGACACAACAGAUCCCUCGCCGCGGCUCCAUCAGCAGCAUCUCCUCCGUCACCUCUGUGUUAGAAGAGAAAGAUGAAGACCAUGUGCGCUGCUGUCGGCACUGUAUGGACUCAUUGCUCCGCCAUCAGUGCAAACUGGAGGAGAGAGACCACGUGCCUGACAUAGUCAAACUCUACGAGAGGUUAAGGACAUGUAUGGAGAAGGUUGAAGCUAAAGCUCCAGAGUAUAUGCACAUGGCCGAGUCACUCAAUGCUGGAGAGACGGCCUAUAACAUGGAGAACGCUGCUGGACUCAGGAUGGAGAUACAAAAAUACUAUGAGCUCAUUGAUGUUCUGAGUAAGAAGAUUCUCACGCUUGGGUUAAGAGAAGAAGUCCAGCCGCACCCAAAAGCUCUCCAGCUGCAAAGGAUGGUGCGCUAUGCAGCUACGCUUUUUAUUCAGGAGAAACUGUUGGGUCUAACAUCCCUCCCCACCAAGGAGAAAUACGAGGAGCUGAAGGCGAAGAGGAGGGAGGAGCAGGAGAAAAGGGUUCAACAGGAGCGGCAGGCAGCCCUGGAGGCACAAACGCGUCGAUCUGAAAAUGAGAAGAACCGACCAGCCCUCAGUACAAACGGGGAUGUUCCUCGUCCUCGCAUGACCAAAGCUGGCAGCUGGCUGCCACAAUCCAACACUCUACACACCCACUCUGAACUAGAUGACCCUCUGCUGCAACAGAUCGAAAACAUCAAGUCAUUCUUACGGCAGGCACGUGCUGCAAACCGCACCGAUGAGGUAGCCAUGCUAGAGGAGAACCUACGGCAACUUCAGGACGAGUUUGACACCCAGCAGACCAGCCGAGCUAUCAAGCUUUCACAGAAGCUGGCCGAGGAGACGGACCUUCAGCAGAGACAGAUCGAACAUCUGCAUCAAAGAGAGCAUGAGAACAAAACCCACAUGAGAACUUCCUCCUCGGAUUUCAGAGACAGAGGAAAUGUUCAGAAACAACAAGAGGAGGAAGGACAUUUGAUUGCAAGCCCAUCUAUUAAGUCUUUCCCAAGUCUGCUAGAAAACUCCCCACCAUUGGAGAGGCAAAGAGAUGAACAUUCACCGACCCCACCGUCCAAAAACCCGUUUGACAAGGAAGAUUCCUCUCCAGCUGAGCAAGAGCCAAGCAGAUCUUUGAACAAAGAGUUGCAGAGGGACCAUAAUCAGGCAGCCAAUGGAAAGAAAGAGUACAACCCUUUUGAAGAUGAUGAUGAAAUUGAGGAUCAAGGCACCGAUAAGACAUCUGGAAAUCCUUUUGAAGAUGAGGAUCAUGAAGAAGAUAGAGGUAACCCUUUUAAAGAGCAUUCAGAUGAGACUCCGACUGCCACAAGCAAUCCGUUUGAUGAAGACGAUGAGGUCUCUGCUAUGGAGUAUAUGAUUGAGGAAGAAUUACUGCUACAACAGAUAGAUAAUAUUCGGGCUUAUAUCUUUGACGCCAAGCUCAGUGAACGCUCUGAUGAAGUGGAGCUUUUGUCUGAGAACCUGCGGGAGCUGCAACGCACGCUACAAGAGCAGAAACGAAAGAAAUAGUGACAGCCAUGAACCCUUUUUAUAUCUGAUAUGGCUUUUUUCAGUUAUAAACAUAGGACAAAAGCAAAAGUGGCCCAAGUGCACUAGACAAGGAUGUUGUAAAGCAAAUUUAAGAUCUGUGAGCAAGAACGUUUCGGUAGGGAAGCAGAAACACAUGGAAUCACAAAAGCAUAUAACUUCAAAUUUCAAUUGCCUCAGAUAAUUAGGUUUGAAAUGUAAUCAGUUUUAUGAGUUAUAAACAUAUAUUACUAUUGCACUAGGCAAGAAUGUUGUAAAGCAAAUUUAAGGUUCCUGUACAAAAGUCAGUAACAGUGUUAGCAUUGCUAAUUAAUCAAAUUGUUAAAAUUAUGCAAUCAAACCUAGUGUUAUUUACAUUUAACAGGUAGUUUCAGGUUGUAAAUGGGUAGUUUUUUUAUGCAAAGUGGUUGUUGGAUGGUAAAGGCUUUACCAUUGAUAUUUCAAAGUCAGUAUGCACAUACUGCAGCUUCUGUGAGAUUUUGUUAGUGAAACACUAGAGCAAAGUUGUAUUUUGAAUUAGCUGAUUUUGUGAGUCCAGCAUGAAUAGACACCUGUUGCUUUCAGUUGAUCUCAUGAGACUGAGCUAAUGGAUGACCAGCACUUCACUAAAUAGAAACCCUGAUGUGCAGCGGUUCUUUGAAACACGACUGGCUGAAUCUGCAAUGCCGAUUGCAAUGUUUAUUGAUAUGAUUUCAAAUUGCCAUCUAAUUUGCGUGUACAUAUCACGCAAUUAUACAAGUAUUGUUCCACUAGUGGCAGCUUAUAAUAACUCAAUGAUAUAAAGUAUUUGUAAAGCAUUAGUUUACUGUUCACUCAUUAUUUAUACAUCUUUGUGCCUACAUUCUUAAUACACUGAGUUUAUAUAAAUAGUAUGUAAUUCAUUUGUUUACUGUGUCAAAUGACUCAUUAAAAGCUUGUUAACCACACAUAACUAAUGUGUUUCAGAUGAUGUAAACAAGUGGUGAGAAAUGCUUAUGAGAACAUUGACAUAAAUCUGUUUAUACAUUUAUGAAUUUGACACAUGUGAAUGCUUAUUGUGUUGACUCUUUAAGACAUCUGUAAAGCUGCUUUGAAACGUGUUGUAAAAAAAUGACGACUUCUGUACCACUUGUGUGCAUCGGCUAACAAAAGAAAUCAGUUAUUAACUGUUGUUUGCUAUAAAUUAUAGUGAAUAUUAUAUGAAUAUUUAUAAUUUAACUAAAACGAAUGCUUUACAAAUACUUUAUACCAAGUAGUUAUUAUAAAGUGUUAUCAGAGAGUCAUGAGUUUAGAAGGAAAUAAGGGCGAGUAAAUGACAGGUGAACAAUCUGUUUUCAUAAUUGCCUGGUCCUUUUAAAAUUGGUUUGAGUCUUCUUCUCGAUAACAAUGUCACAUGCAUGUUUUACUAACACUUAGAUAAUUGUUCAUUGUAAACACUGAACAGCUGUGUAACAUUAAGUCAGCGCUGCGCUUGUAUUACCUACAUGAGCGAUUCAAGACUUUCUCUGCAGAGUAUAUGCUGUUUAUGAAUGAUUAACAUGAAAUACUGUCUGUAAGUCCUUAACAACACGUUGUGGCUGCACAUCGUGCUUUUUGUCAUUAUAAUUACUCAUGUUGUAGUUAAAAGACUAAUGUAUUUCUGAAUAACAUUAGCAAUCUGUCCAUAAACUGUUGGAUAAAGUUUUGUUUACACUAACCAAUAUCGUAAAUGUAACACUAAAACCGAUGUUUAAUAAUGUGGCCAGAUUUAUCAUCAUUUGAAUAAAUCACACAAACAAGUG
Myxocyprinus asiaticus (Chinese sucker) is the source of this 4346-nucleotide messenger RNA. Its product is annotated as rabenosyn-5-like. The record is from RefSeq and is a predicted model, not a curated record. The transcript is spliced from 12 exons. Gene Ontology annotation, molecular function: metal ion binding. Lineage: Eukaryota; Metazoa; Chordata; Actinopteri; Cypriniformes; Catostomidae. The coding region runs from base 331 to 2568 and encodes 745 amino acids.